Molecule: messenger RNA, 408 nt
Organism: Rhizoctonia solani
Lineage: Eukaryota; Fungi; Basidiomycota; Agaricomycetes; Cantharellales; Ceratobasidiaceae
Product: formate/nitrite transporter family protein
Exons: 1
Coding region: 1-408 (135 amino acids)
Source: RefSeq, a predicted model, not a curated record
AUGUCGAAUUUCCAAAUGGCGUGUUUAGUCGCAGGGACAGUGGCUGCCCGCGAGGCUGAAAGUACUUGUCGUGCUCGUGAUGUACGCGAAGAUCGCUUGGCCGACCUUGUUGCUCGUGUACGCGCGAUACUUUACGCCGAACACCAUCCUUACUCCUAUCGUCACGCUGCUGGCCCAAGCGAACUCAACUGCGGCAAUAGAUCGAGCAACAAGAGCGAAGGAGGAGCGUGCAUUGUUGGCCCUGGUACACCCGUAGCCGAACAAACAUAUCUAAGCCUAAUUGACGGCCAUGAGGUUUUGGAGCGUAGAAAAGCUACGCGCACUCAGCUAGGUAUGAAAGGCUUUGCUGCAUGGUUUGGACAUGGCUCCAAGUCUGAAGAAAAGGCCAAUUCUUCAAACUUUGUUUGA